Lathyrus sativus (Indian pea) is the source of this 315-nucleotide messenger RNA. The record is from the annotation of a GenBank genome assembly. Lineage: Eukaryota; Viridiplantae; Streptophyta; Magnoliopsida; Fabales; Fabaceae.
AUGACUGAAGAAGAGCAUUUUGAUUCAUCUGCAUCAGCAUCCGAGCCUGUUGGAUAUCCAGGAAGACCGUAUGAUACCUCUCUUUUAGUUGAGUACGAACAUCAUGUUGCUAGACAUAUAUGGUUCGGUGAGGAGAGAGGGUCGAAGAAAGAGUUAAAGGUAGCGGGACAUGGGUUGAAGUUGAUUCAGAGGGUUCCACUACAGCUACCCAGAGAGAUGGAGGGCUGGAUAUCUAGGUCUGGUCUAGCUUUACUCCAGAGAACCAGUUUAACAAAGAUAGACACGAACCUGGUUUCCGCAUUUGCAGAGAGAUGA